AUGGCUCUCCGUGAUUCGGGGGUUGUGUUGUUUGGAAUAGACUUGCAGCCAGUUUACAGAAAUGUCAAGACUUGUCAGAUUACCUCACUGAAAACAGGAAACACAAUUGAUCAACGCAGUGGAGUGUCUUGUAAGCUUCCUCAAAUGUGCAUCGCCAACGAAAGUUCAGUUGAAGAGUUAGCACUGUUGAAGGGCCAAAUAGAGCUAACAAGUGCCCAUGGCUGCCAAUGUAUCGACCCUCAGUCUCGCUGCCAUAAACAGAGAAACAUACAGGUGUACCAUUGGGGAACUAAAUAUGAGAAGACUGUUGAUGUCGGUCGCUGUGUCGGCUCUUGUCACCAAAAAGGAAAGAAAUCUUGUCAACCGAUGGCCAGUAAAGUUGUGAAUGUCAAAGGUCCAAACGGUGCGCACUGCGUUGAAAAAGUUUUAGAGUGUGGCUGCGCGAGAAGUUGUUACCGUAUGUCAUUUCACCAGUUGUACAAGAAAACCAUAUAUGACGGAGAUGCUGGUUUAAACAAAACCCUGGAAGUGGUCAUUGAUAUCGGCCGAUGUGUUGGACAAUGUCCUAAGAAGAAGAAGGCGCGCUGUCUUCACUGGGUUGAUAAUCCUUUAUGGAGCCCAGGCUCUGCUGUUCCGUUUAAAGUGUGUCUGUUGUCGUCCCCAGCUGGACAGAAUAAAGCAGAAUGUCGCCCCAGGUCCUUUGAGGAUAGAGCCUUGUAUCCUAGCAACGGUGUCUCUAACACUGUUAAGGUCAUAAAACGCUGUAAAUGCUAUUAA
Messenger RNA from Pocillopora damicornis (cauliflower coral), 777 nucleotides. RefSeq lists its product as uncharacterized. Lineage: Eukaryota; Metazoa; Cnidaria; Anthozoa; Scleractinia; Pocilloporidae. The record is from RefSeq and is a predicted model, not a curated record.